Molecule: messenger RNA, 2745 nt
Organism: Ananas comosus (pineapple)
Lineage: Eukaryota; Viridiplantae; Streptophyta; Magnoliopsida; Poales; Bromeliaceae
Product: probable protein phosphatase 2C 50
Exons: 4
Coding region: 956-2491 (511 amino acids)
Biological process (GO): protein dephosphorylation
Molecular function (GO): protein serine/threonine phosphatase activity; cation binding
Source: RefSeq, a predicted model, not a curated record
UGGCUACGUUUUGAGAGUUGGAGCGACGUCACCGCGCGACACCUGUCCCCUUUCCUUCCUCUUCUUCGUCUUCUUCCUCCUCUCGUCUCCUCCACAUCUACUUCUCUCUCUCUCUGUCUCUCCCCCCUCCACUAACCCUAGCUUCUCCCGAGCACAGAUACGCACACAAAGAGAGAGAGAGAGAGAGAGAGAGAGAGAGAGAGAGAGAGGAAGCUACUGCUUCUAUGGGUGGAGUGUGUGUGUAGCUUUCGACGAGCUGUGUUGUGUGUUGGAGGGGAGUGGAUAAGACCGAGAGAGAUCGUGCGCUGUGUGUGUGUGUGUCCUUUGUUGCGUUCUCGUGGGCGAAAGCGAUAACGAGCGGAGAGGGUGGGGUGCUCCUUUACUUGCCUUUCCUUUUUUUACCUUUCUCAAUUCAAUGUUUCGUGUACUGCUACUGCUACUAACGCCCUAGAUUGAUGUGGUUGUGUGGAGAUUGACGUGGGUUUCUUCAGAUCCGAGGAACCAGACGGAAAAAGGCCCCCCAUGUUUUUACCUUUCCCCUCGUCUUUCUUGUGAUUCCCUAAAAGGCCCUUUUUGUCUAGGGCGCUCCCGUGCUUAAGGAUAAGGGUUUCGCCCUCCCAUUGAACUUUUCCUGGGGCCAAUUUUAUCCGGGCAAGUUGUUUUAGCAGGUGCUGCUGAGGUUCUUCUGCUGUUGAACAGGAUACUUCAUCCUAGAUUUGGUGGGAGGUUUUGGGAAAUUGGUGAUUUUUGGCUUUGAUUUCUGUUGCCCAUCAGCUGUUCGACGAAAUUCUCACGAGGAGGAAUAGUGCUCAGUCCCAGCUAAUUCAGCUACUAGCUGAAGCCGGCUUCAAAGUGAUGAAGAGGUGGAAAGGAGCCUCUUUUGAGCGAUGAGAGGAUUUGUGAUGAGUGCGGCAUCAGAUUCUCAGAUAUUCUACUGUUUCGUCAGCAGCAAAGCAUGAAGGAUGUAACUCUCGUACUUCCUCUUCCAUUUAGUAUGACCAAUUCGCUGUGCAACAGCUCGAUGGAUAUUGAUCACCUUGAAUCAAUAGCUGACGCACCUGAAAGCUUGAUAUCUGAUCGAAUUGCUGCCGAAUUGCUUGUAGAGGGAGGGGAUGGUGAUGAUUUAGAGGUUCGAACGUUGCCUGGAAGCGACGAAGAAGAUUCCACCUCUAUUGGGCCCGAACAGUCUGUUUUAGAUUUGAGUUGCAAUACAGUGUUAGCAAGUUCUUCUGGUUCAGCAAAGAGUAUAAGUUCUUGUGUUGAAAUCAUAGAGGGGUCUGCAUUGGGGAAAUUGGGCUCUGAGAUUGUGACUAUUGAUUCUUCCGAUUCUGACAGUAGAGUGAUAUCCAUUGUUAAUCUGGUGGUUCAGGAUAUUGGGGCUAUCGGUAGCAGUGCAUCGAAAAUUUUCUCGUUGAAUUAUAUUCCCCUUUGGGGUAGCACUUCAAUCUGUGGGAGAAGGCCAGAAAUGGAAGAUGCGGUAGUUAUGAAGCCUUGGUUCUGUGAUAUUCCUAUCGAGAUGCUAUCUGAUAAUCAUUUUGUCGAUGGCGUGAACCCGAGUUUGACUCACUUGCCCGGCCAUUUUUUUGGGGUAUAUGAUGGCCAUGGUGGCUCGCAGGUUGCAAAUUACUGCCGGGAGCGAAUUCACACUGUGUUGAUCGAAGAGGUGCAGAAUGCGAACAAUGGUCCUGAUACUUGGCAGAAGCAAUGGGAGAUGGCUUUCACUAGAUGCUUUGUGAAAGUUGACGAUGAGGUUGGAGGAAGGGUGAGACAAAGCCUUGUGGAAAGCACUUCGGAUAUCUCUGGCGCUGACAGCACCUUGUCCUUCACUCUACCUUCUGACCCCAUUGCCCCAGAGACUGUAGGAUCCACUGCGGUGGUUGCCGUCAUCUGCUCUUCUCACAUCAUAGUUGCAAACUGUGGGGAUUCGAGGGCAGUUCUUUGUCGCGGAAAGCAACCCGUGGCAUUAUCGGUGGAUCAUAAACCAGAUAGAGAGGAUGAGUAUGCCAGAAUAGAGGCAGCUGGAGGCAAGGUGAUCCAAUGGAAUGGGUAUCGCGUAUACGGUGUUCUAGCAAUGUCAAGGUCAAUUGUAAGUUUUCUACUGUCGAAUGCAGGGGAUAGAUACUUGAAACCGUCAAUAAUUCCCGAUCCGGAAGUCACGAUUGUGCCGCGAACGAGAGAAGACGAGUGCCUCAUCUUAGCCAGUGACGGCCUCUGGGACGUAAUGUUAAAUGAAGAGGCCUGCGACAUAGCUCGAAGAAGGAUCCUUCUUUGGCACAAAAAGAAGGGUGUUUUUUCUUCAUCGUCGCCAUCAUCUUCGUCAUCGUCGUCAUCUGCCACUUCCACAGUAAGUAGAGGUGAAGGAGCAGAUCCCGCAGCUCAAGCCGCCGCGGACUAUCUCUCGAGGCUUGCUCUCCAGAAAGGGAGUAAAGAUAACAUCACCGUCAUUGUUGUGGACUUAAAAGCUCAGAGGAAAUUUAAGAGCAGAACAUGACUGGUAAAUUUCUUUUCUUUUUUUUUUUUUCCCCUCUUCCUAUUUUUAUACUAUUAAACUAUUAGUUGAAGUAAGAAAAAUUUCUGAAUAUAGCUGGUGCUUCCGUUGCCAUUAUUAAGUACAUUUACUUAAGCCCGUCUAUUUUUUGUUCGACCUGGGCUUGUGAAGUAUGUGUUGGAAUACAUAGACUAUGAAUGUACUAAUCAUUUGUCUAAAGAAAUGUUUUAUAUCUUGUAAUGUUAUUCUCUCAGGCA